This is a messenger RNA of Benincasa hispida (wax gourd), 947 nucleotides long. RefSeq names its product Tat-binding protein 1(Tbp-1)-interacting protein (TBPIP) (gene AHP2). The record is from RefSeq and is a predicted model, not a curated record. Gene Ontology annotation, molecular function: recombinase activator activity; double-stranded DNA binding. Gene Ontology annotation, cellular component: DNA recombinase auxiliary factor complex; condensed nuclear chromosome. Gene Ontology annotation, biological process: meiotic strand invasion involved in reciprocal meiotic recombination; homologous chromosome pairing at meiosis; meiotic joint molecule formation. Lineage: Eukaryota; Viridiplantae; Streptophyta; Magnoliopsida; Cucurbitales; Cucurbitaceae.
CUUCGGCUUCCCGAAGAAGCAAGAGAAAGCAUUGGCAAAAUUUCCCGCCCAUUUCUCUGCACUUUACCCCAUCAAUGGCUCCCAAAUCCGAUAGCGCAGAAGCGAUCGUGCUCAACUUCGUAAAUGAGCAAAAUCGUCCAUUAAACUCUCAAAAUGCUGCUGAUUCAUUACAAAAGUUCAACCUCAAGAAAACGGCGGUGCAAAAGGCACUGGAUGCCCUCGCCGAUAGUGGACGGAUUUCUUUCAAGGAGUAUGGCAAGCAGAAGAUAUAUAUCGCUCGGCAAGACCAAUUCCAGAUCCCCAAUAGCGAGGAACUUACUCAGAUGAAGGAAGCAAACGCCAAACUGCAGCAACAUCUAGACGAGCAUAAAAAGGUUAUUAGCCAGGUUGAGGAAGAGAUCCGAACGUUGCAGUCAAACUUAACGCUGGAACAGAUGCGGGAAAAAGAAGCUAUGCUCAGAAAGGAGGUUAAGGAAUUGGAAGACAAAUUGGAAAUAUUGCGCGGAGGUGUAACGUUGGUGAGCCCAGAAGACCGCAAAGCAAUUGAGCAGAUAUUCUCUGAGAAAUUAAGCCAGUGGCGAAAACGAAAAAGGAUGUUCAAAGAUAUAUGGGAUGCUAUUACUGAGAACUCACCUAAGGAUCUAAAGGACUUUAAGGAAGAACUCGGCAUUGAGUACGAUGAAGAUGUGGGCGUGAAUUUGCAAUCAUUUAGCGACAUGUUACCACAAAAUCGAAAAAGGCCCAGGGGAAAGUGAGUGAUACCAUAAACUGGGGCAUCCAACAGUAAGAGCAGCAUGAUUUGCUUAUAUUACUUUUCUUUAUUCAGUCCGUGUUUAAAGGCAAAUGCAAGUAGAUUCUGUCUGCCUAGAGCUUGGCUUUUGUAUCACGAAUACUUAUCAAGUUGCUUUUUGUUGAUUCAUGCAAAGUUGAAGGCACCAUUUAUUUAC